ACUGCCUUACACAAAGAGUUGAAGCUGAAGGUUCAAUAGGUGAAGUAAUAAUCCGGGCAUCUGCUAUCGGAGUGAAUUCUAGUGGCCGGUAGAAAUAAUUCAGCCUGUUAGGAAGACUAUCUCAUAAUGUGGUAAGAAAAUGCAGCAAAGGUAAAACUAAGGCGACUUCUUGAAUCUUUGAAAGAUGAAGAGAGACAGUGCAAAGAAACCAAAGCAGGGGGAAUUGAGGCUGUGAUUUCAAACAAAAACUGGAAAGCUGUAAUGAGCAGCAAGUUGAAAAUGAAGAUCAUCUGCUUUUCCACAUACCUCACCAAUUACUCUCUUUGUAGAUAAUGAGCUUAAUGAGAAAAAGGGAGAAUCAGGGGCACUGAAUUGGACAGAAAAAGUUCAAGAUGAAGAAGAAAGGCUGUCACUCCAAAGCCCAGACUCCUUUUUUCCACUGAAGCUCAGGAAGUACAGAUUUAUACCCUUAGCUGAUGGUUAAUGGUUUUUUGAUAAACACAAUGGAUCGCAACUUAAAGAAUGUUGUCACCAUAGCUUUUGGAUUUCUGUUUCUAUUUACAGCUUAUAAAGCUCUUCAGAAUCUACAGAGCAGCCUUAAUAAGGCAGAAGGACUAGGAGUGGCUACACUUAGUGUUAUCUAUGCAUCCGUGAUUUUGUCUUCCAUGUUCCUUCCUCCAGUUCUUAUUAAGAAAUUUGGCUGCAAGUGGACCAUUACAUUCUCCAUGUGCUGCUAUAUCACUUUCUCUUUGGGAAACUUCUAUGCCAGCUGGUUCACCUUGAUCCCCGCUGCCAUAAUCCUAGGUCUAGGAGCAGCCCCACUGUGGUCUGCGGAGGCUACUUACCUUACAAUGACUGGAAAUAUUUAUGCAAAGAAGACAGGAAAACUUGGGAAAGAUGUCAUCAACCAGUAUUUUGGCAUCUUCUUUCUCAUAUUUCAGACCUCUGGUGUCUGGGGGAAUUUGAUUUCAUCUCUGGUGUUUCAGCAGGACCCUCCCAAAGAAGGAAUCACAGAAGAGCAACUGCGUCUUUGUGGAGCAAAUGAUUGUAUGACAACCAGCACAGCUACAAACAGUACUAAGCGCCCAGCAAAUGAAUUAGUCUAUACCUUGCUGGGUAUCUAUACCGGAAGUGGUGUUUUGGCAGUAUUGUUGAUAGCUGUAUUUCUUGAUCAACUUCCAAAUGAUUCAGAAGAAACUGAAAAAGAAAAGAAUGCUCCUAUUUGGACCCAUUUCCUGGCAACUUUUCAACAUCUUAGAGAUAAACGGCAAUGUCUCCUCAUUCCUCUGACAAUGUAUGGUGGAUUUGAGCAAGCAUUCAUUUCUGGUGACUAUACAAAGUCAUAUGUCACCUGUGCCCUGGGGAUACACAAUGUUGGGUUCGUGAUGAUCUGCUUUUCGGGUGCCACUUCCCUUUGUUCUUUGAUGUUUGGAAAACUCUCCCAGUACACUGGCAGAAAAGUUUUGUAUGCAAUAGGCACAACGAUACAAGGGUCCUGCAUGAUUUUCCUUUUGCUGUGGAAACCUCAUCCCUCUCAGAAGAUUAUCUUCUUCUUCUUGGCUGCCUUCUGGGGCAUGGGUGAUGCUGUUUUUCAGACACAAAACAAUGCACUCUAUGGAGUUUUAUUUGUGAAGAACAAGGAGGCUGCUUUUGCCAACUAUCGCCUUUGGGAGUCCCUCGGAUAUGUCUUUGCUUUUGGAUACAGCACAUUUUUGUGUGUCUACAUCAAGCUAUACAUAGUACUUUCGGUACUGACUCUGUCAAUGGUGCUCUAUGUGACCGUGGAGGUUCUGGAAUAUAUAAAGACACCCAAGGCUUCAGGUUCUGAAGAAAAGGAAAGUCAUGAAGAAGAAAUAGAUACUCAAACAAAGAUGUAAAAAUGACAUGGUGCUUGAGGAGAUACAAUAAGGCUUCAGGAAGGUUUCUUUGUGGAAACAUCAAAGUAUUAAGUUGUUUUCUCAGAAGAA
Molecule: messenger RNA, 1967 nt
Organism: Phascolarctos cinereus (koala)
Lineage: Eukaryota; Metazoa; Chordata; Mammalia; Diprotodontia; Phascolarctidae
Source: RefSeq, a predicted model, not a curated record